Messenger RNA from Python bivittatus (Burmese python), 882 nucleotides. NCBI's taxonomy places the organism in Eukaryota, Metazoa, Chordata, Lepidosauria, Squamata, Pythonidae. The record is from RefSeq and is a predicted model, not a curated record.
GGACAAUUUCUGAGGCUGAACUGCAAUUCCACUAACAAGCUAAAUCAGAGUUCUCUAGGAACAAGUGCUGUUCUUGAUAAACUUCUGGCUGUCUUGGUGCUAGCUGUCCCCAGUGAUCAUCGGUGGUUGGUUAGAGGCAUCCAGACACAACUGGAAAUUUGUGCCGGGCUAGACAGUCAACCUGAUCCCAGUGUCCUGAUUGCUUUGAACCUGGCUGAGGACCACAACCUCAGUGUGAUAACGCAGUUGGUGCAGCAGAUAAAAGAAACAGCUGGAACAGGUACGAUGCCUGAAAUGAGAAGCUUCUACAUAACCCAGUUGAUUGAGAAAAAUCACAUUAAGCCUAAGGAAUCUUGCUCUCAUUACUUUUCUAUUUCUGCUAAACUUACUUAUCUUUCAGAUACUACUGGGAGCCCCAAGACAACCUACUACCAAUUGGCUCUAGAUACUUUGGCUCUGUGUGUGGAAAAAAGUCCAGAACUUGAAAGAGCUGCCUCUGCCCUUGCGAACGCAUCCCUGCAUAAAUGUUUCCAAUUCCAGGGUCGUUUCUCUGUAGGUAAGAUCAUUACACGCUUCAUACAGAGACAACACAGACACACACACAUAAGAUUUUUGAAUACGAUUUUAAAUUACCUUUUUACUCUGAGCUUCCAAGGACAUCAGGAUACAAAUCCAAGUAAAUUCAGCUUUCAAACAGAGGAGACAUCUUGGGGCCCCAUGGUCACCUCAAUCAAUGGCCUCCAAGCCAGCACCAAUGAAAAGACCUACUGGCAGUUCCUCAGUGGCAAAGAACCCCUUGAACAAGCCUGGCCUACAGCCCUGGCAUCUCCUAGAAGUAUCCUAUCCAGAGACGAGUCAGCCUUGACCCUGCUUAGCUUUUGA